Brettanomyces bruxellensis is the source of this 543-nucleotide messenger RNA. RefSeq lists its product as uncharacterized. The transcript has a single exon. The record is from RefSeq and is a predicted model, not a curated record. Gene Ontology annotation, molecular function: 2-oxoglutarate-dependent dioxygenase activity. The coding region runs from base 1 to 543 and encodes 180 amino acids. Gene Ontology annotation, cellular component: cytoplasm. Lineage: Eukaryota; Fungi; Ascomycota; Pichiomycetes; Pichiales; Pichiaceae.
AUGGCAACCUUAAUCAAAGGAUACUUUGACGAUUCGAUUCAUCCUUCUAAAGAGGAAGACACGAUUAGAAAUGGCGUCCGAACCAUUUCACUUGAUAACUACAAGCAUGUAAAAUACCCAAAGUGGGUUCCUACCUGGGACCCAAAGCAGGAUAAUGCAUUUAGGAACCCAGAGCCAUUUAAGCACACAGAUCGGGGAUUUUUUGGUGACCCAACCUUCGAUUCCUUGCUCAAGGGGACUGGAGCCGUUAAAAAGAACAUCACUCCAAAACUUGGUUCUGAGAUAAGGGGACUUCAGCUCAGUAAAUUGACCGACCGUCAAAAAGAUGAUCUUGCUCUUCUUGUUGAGCAAAGAGGUGUCGUUGCCUUCAGAGACCAAGACUUCAAGAAUCUGUCGUUUGAUGAUUUGAAGAAAUGGGGCGAGUAUUACGGUCCAUUGCAUGUGCACCCAACUUCAGGUGCUCCUUUGGGCCAAUCUGUUUUCCACCUCACAUUUAGGCGUGGAAUAAGGGUGAACAGCAGCGAUUGCUUGCCAGAAGAUUGA